AUGUUCUUUGAUUCCAUGUCGGCAGAUGCCAAGUUAUUGCGACCAAUUCUCAAGGAACCUCCUAUCAAAGUGAACUCCAUCGAAUACUGGACUUCCCUCAUGGCAAACGACACCGCAAGUCAUCUGCUGUCAUUCUAUUUCACAUGGGAAAACCCAACGUGGAAUUUGAUUGACCAGGACACGUUUCUCCAGGACUUGGAAACCCACAAUGGAAGCCAUUGUUCUCGUUUGCUAGUGCAUGUUUUGCUCUUUUUUGGAAUAAGCUUUUCGUAUAAAUUGAACCAGAUCACCGAUAGAAGGGAGGAAAAGGUGCUCGGGCAAAAGCUCUACGAUCAAAUCAAACCGCUCUGGGAAACCGAGAAGGGGAAGCGGGACCUUCCUACCAUCCAAUCCGGGAUUCUGCUAGGGUUACUAUCCUGUACCUUUGGUGUUGAUCGACUGGGUACACAAUUUAUCAUGAAUGGGGCAAAAUCCUAUUCUCAACAGGGUCUACAUAUGCCAUCCGACCUAUCCCGAUCAAAUGGGAACAAUGACGAUAAAAAUGAUCUGUCGCCAUCAGAAUUGUCCCAAGAGAUGGUGUCUUGGGCGAUAUUCGAUGUCCAGACACUGGCCUCCCAGGUGUACCGAAAAGUGUCCCCCUGGCUAACACCUCCGCCCCUGCGCUGUUCGCCAGAACAGGCAGCAAGACUUGAUGAGCAUAUUGAAUGGUCCCCAUAUCCUUUCGAGUCACCUACGUCUCGACCGAACUAUUAUACUACUCUCCAGUUCCGAAGUGCACUGACAGCCAUUGUGAACGAGAUUGCUUUCUUCUCCCUGCAAUUCCAGGGACCUUCCAUGAGCGAUGAUGAUCAAGAUUAUUGCUGCCAGAUAUAUCAACGGCUCGUCAACUGGAAUAUCAGCUUGCCGAAAUCCGUCAAGCCAGAGCAUAAUACUACCCCACAUAUCCUCUGUCUACACCUCUACUACCAAGCAACCUUAAUAUCCCUAAGCACAAUAAUGACCACCCACCCACCCCUCGAAUCAACCAGCACCUCCCACACAGACUUCGAAAGCAUCAAAGAAAACGCAAUGGAAACAAUCGGCUCGCUAAUCCUGCUCUUCAAACACCGCCACGGCUGGAAAUCUAUCCCAAUCGUAAUGCUCCACUACUUCUGUCUCGGCGGCGUACACGCAACAUCCCGACUUUCGACCCACGAGCCGAAAUGGACGCUCGUCCUCGAAAGCUGCGUCGUGGGCCUGUGGCACAUGAGUCUCGGCUGGGGCAGACUAUGCAAAGCGUUUCUGCGAACGAUCGAACUCGUCCUCAAAUCCCAUGAUCCCGACCCGACUCUUAUUCCUUUGAGGGUGGUUGCUAUUUUUAAGCAUUUGAAUAGUGAUCUUUGGUCGGCGAAGGAUAGUGCUUCGCUUUCGGCGGAUUAUGUUGUGCAGAGGGUUGCUAGGAGUGUUAGUCCUUCUCCUUCUUCUGAUCCUGCUACCGCUACUGCUACUGCUGUUAGUGGACAGACGUUGGAGUCUCUUAUUCGGGCGAUGGAGAAUCUGUGA
Messenger RNA from Penicillium soppii, 1542 nucleotides. RefSeq names its product putative C6 transcription factor. Gene Ontology annotation, molecular function: DNA binding; zinc ion binding. The coding region runs from base 1 to 1542 and encodes 513 amino acids. The transcript has 4 exons. NCBI's taxonomy places the organism in Eukaryota, Fungi, Ascomycota, Eurotiomycetes, Eurotiales, Aspergillaceae. The record is from RefSeq and is a predicted model, not a curated record. Gene Ontology annotation, biological process: DNA-templated transcription.